This is a messenger RNA of Entrophospora sp. SA101, 5082 nucleotides long. The record is from the annotation of a GenBank genome assembly. Lineage: Eukaryota; Fungi; Glomeromycota; Glomeromycetes; Entrophosporales; Entrophosporaceae.
AUGACGCAAAAUUCUAAAGGUUCGAAACGUAACUUCAUAGCUGGUGUGUUUGGAUCUCAAACAAAUUUAAGAGAUGAAUUUUCUUUAGAGGAGAACACUCUUCCUGAAGAGAUAGAAACUAGUGGACACUUUCGUAAUGUAGCAUUAAUAAGAGGCCGUCCAAUUGAUACAAAAUUACUUGUUCAAGAAUUGCAAAAGCCUCAUUCAUUAGAUACAUAUAUAAAACUUGUUGAAGAAUUAUGCGACAUGGUUACGAAAUACACGUUUUCAGAUAUUACAGAAGUUUGGGCUUGUGUUAAAAAGCUACUUUCAUCUGACAUGCCAACUGAUGCAAGAAAUACUGCAUUUAAAUUUAUGAUCUCAUGUAUUAAAGGACAUUUUGAUAAUUUAGGAUUCCUAAGGGUCAUAUUUUAUGAUUGUAUCAAAUUUCACGAUGUUUCAGAAGAUUUUAAUAUUAGAUUGUUGGCAUUGAAAGAACUUUGUCAAGAUGGAAGAAAUAUUUCUUCUUUUGAAAAAAAUCUUGUCAAAUUGCUCUCAGAAUGGCCUCAUUCAUUAGAUACAUAUAUAAAACUUGUUGAAGAAUUAUGCGACAUGGUUACGAAAUACACGUUUUCAGAUAUUACAGAAGUUUGGGCUUGUGUUAAAAAGCUACUUUCAUCUGACAUGCCAACUGAUGCAAGAAAUACUGCAUUUAAAUUUAUGAUCUCAUGUAUUAAAGGACAUUUUGAUAAUUUAGGAUUCCUAAGGGUCAUAUUUUAUGAUUGUAUCAAAUUUCACGAUGUUUCAGAAGAUUUUAAUAUUAGAUUGUUGGCAUUGAAAGAACUUUGUCAAGAUGGAAGAAAUAUUUCUUCUUUUGAAAAAAAUCUUGUCAAAUUGCUCUCAGAAUGGGUUAAUCAGACUGUACAAAUUAUGGAUCAACAAGCAAUUAAUUUUGAACCUAUAUCAACAAAAUUACAAACAAAAACAUCCACUUCAUCCUCAACAGCUGAGGAAUCAUCGUCAUCAUCGUCAGAUGUAACUUUAGAUCAUUUUAAUACAACUAGAUUACAGUCAGUUGUUAGUUUAUUGGUCAAUGUGGUCAAAUUUAAUUUUCCACAAUUUGAAGAACAUGAUAUUGCACAUCUUAUCGAAGACAUUGCCAAAGCAUGUAAAAAAUCUUUACAUAACUCAGAUAUUGAAUGUUGCCUUAGUUUUUGGGAUGUUAUUGUACCUUACGGCUUUGUACCAAUCUCAUCACUCAAAUCUUAUGUAGAAGUGUUAUGUGACAAGCUUAACCAGGAUGUUAAAAUAUCACAAACAUGUUGGCGUAUUAUGAAAAAUUUAUUGAAAAGUCAUUGUAAAUAUAGCACAAUAAAAAUUCUUUGUAAUAACUUGGAGAAUCCUGCAAUGUCAAAUUAUUUGCAAAUUUUAACUGGGUCUGUACAAUUUUUAGGAUGGGCAAUAUGGGGUUCCAAUCAAAAUGAUUUAUUUUUGAAUAAUUAUUCCUCAGCAAUUUCAGCAAUGAGACAAGCAACUCUUACAUGUAAAGAUGCUCAAGUUCAUUGUGAGAUCUUAAUUCAAAUCAGAGAACUUAUUACUAAGUUUGAAGAAAAAAUAGCCACUUUAGAAUGGGACAUCAUAUUAAAUAUUUUAGAUAAUACUCGUUACCAUUUAUUAAAAGCAAAAAAGUUUUCUGUUAAUACUGAUAUUUCAAAUAUUUCAAAUGAUGAUUCAAAUCAGCCAUCAAGUAUAGUCAAUAUUUACAGCAGAUUGAUAUUCCAAAUUCAGGCUUCACAUAUGUCAAAUUCAUUUAAAGGAUCAAUUUCACAUUUUAUUUCACUGAUACAAAGUCUGCACGAUUAUGUUUCAGAAAGUACUAUUUUAAUGUUACUUGAUUAUUAUAAUUACGAACAUGAGCUUUAUCCUUCAUCACCAAAUUGGUUAAGUAUGCUUGAUGAUGUUGUUAAAACCUUUUAUAUUCAAAAUUAUUCAUCAAUAGUCCGUCAGAAAGUUUUAGCAAUGGUUAUUGAUGUAUACGAUAUUACAAAAGAUUUUUAUUAUGAUCAGGUCAUAGAAAUUGCAAUCUUGCCAAUGUUUGCUAGACUUCCUGAAGAAACUGAUUUAGAAGUGUCAAAUUCAACAAUAGCCUUUUUGAUUACGGUAAUAAAGGAGGUGCCAGAUAAAUGGUUUCCAGAUUUACUUAAAAUUUUGGUCAAAUGUACUAAUUGUGUUUGUGUUUCAGAAAAUAAGCAAAAUACCAAUAAAAUAAAGGAUAGAGAUCAUUUGGAUUUAUGUAAAUCUAUUAUUUCAACUGAUGGUCUAAUUAUGGUCUUUCAACAUUAUUUAUAUAAUAUAGAUCAUAUCUCUAAAUUGAUAAAAGUUUAUUCAGAGAUGAUGAAAAUUCUGUCGGAUGUAGGAUUACUGGCUGAUUCUCGUUUUACUUUACUAUCAUUCUUUAUUAGGAUGAGGGCAAAUAGUGAUCGUCAAAUAUAUUUUGUUGAGGAUUUAGAUGUUGGGAAUGUAGUACAAGCUUUAAGAAGAUGUGAUUUGGUAACUAAUAAUACUUCAAACAUUUCAGAAGAACCAGCAAAUAGCACCGAAAUAAAAAGAAAAGGUAGUGUGAAGAAAAGGGUGGGGCGUAGAGCCAGCUUGAAGGACAUAGCCUCAUCCAUAUUUGACAGAAAAGAAACUACCAAACAAACGGCUACCCUUGAAGAUAAUGAAGAAAUUUCAGGAUAUCAGUCUCCUAAAGUAACCAAAACUCUUUGGAAAGCACCAGAGGUUUUAAGAUUUAUACUGACAGCUCAUCAACCUAGUCCUUAUGUACUUAGUUUUGAAAGAAUCUCAAAUCUCAUUGAUGAUGAUAGAAAUAUAAGUAAUAAAGAGAGUUCUGAUGAAACUUUGAAAAAUAGUAAUGUUAUUUUACCAGUGGAUAUGUAUUUGAAAUGUUUAAUAGACAUUUUGUCACAAGAAAAAAAUUGGGAAAUAUAUUCUUAUAUUUUAUGUUAUUUGCCACUACAAUUAUGUGACAAAAAUUUAUUUUAUAAUUCAUCUAAAGAAAUUUUAGCAUUGAGAAGCUGUUUGUGUGAUUGGAUAAUUAAUAAUCGGCUUGCAGAAAAGGUUUCACUCCCAUCAGAUAUUAAAAAAAUGGAUGUUUAUGUUGCAACUUAUCAAAUGUUAAUAAUUCUUAUUAGUUAUAAUAGCUUAUUUAAUAAUAAUCAACGUCAUGAGCUUCUAUUAGCUUUCCACACUGGAUUAUAUAAAUGGACUCUUACGGCAAAGCCAUGUAUACAUGCACUAAAUGUUUGUCUAUAUGAACUACCAUAUUAUUUAAAAAGAUCUCUUCCAGACAUACUUGCCCAAUUGUCAAAGAUAAUAACAACAACUACUAUGAGUGUUCAUAUUCUUGAGUUUCUUUCAAGUUUAGCAAGACUUCCUGAUUUAUAUGUGAAUUUUACAGAAGCAGAUUACAAAAUAGUAUUUAGGAUAGCAAUGCAAUAUAUUGGAUACAGUCACCGUAAUUCCAAUACCACUAAUUCAAUUAAUAGUAAUACUGGUAGUCAUUUUUCCACCACAUCUAAUACACAUGUACCAACAACAUCACCUGCAAAUUCUACAAAUACAAACAGUUCUACGUCAUCUCAAAGUGUCAAUUCUUUAUCACAAUAUGAAAAAAUUAUGGCAUAUCAAGUAAUUUAUCUUUGGUUUAUUUCACUUAAACUCCCUGAAAGACGAAGAUAUGUCAACUUUAUUGUUCAUGGAUUAUUGAUCGCAAAUGAAUCUUCACAGAAAAUUGAUGAACAAACUGAAACAUGCUUUGAUAUGCUUGCUCGUUAUUCAUUCGCUAAUUGUAAUCCAAAACCUGAACAGUCUUUUAUAAAUCAAGUAUUACAAGAUCAAGGAAAAGAUAAAUUUAUAUCACGUACUUGGGUUCAAGGUAAUACAUUUUUGACCAUCAGAACCUUAAAGUUAUUUGGAUGGGCUGAUAUAAUAAUAAGAAGACCAUCUGGUACAGUAUCAUUUUUAUGUAGAUUGGAGAAUCAUAUUAAAAAUGAAAACAAGGAUGCUUUGAGCUUACCAGCCACUCUAAUAGCACACUAUAAUCCUGAGUAUCAAAAUCAAACCACACUCCCUAAUUCUAUAAAAAACUUAAUAGCUCAAAAUGUAAAUCUUAAAAUAAAUAACAGCAAAGGAUUAAGUGUUUUUAAAGAUUAUCCAAGACCACUUCCAGAUGAUGAUUCUACUAUUAGGACUUUAACAGUUUUGGAUAAUAUACCAGUUGUUGAUUUUCAUAAGAUUGGUGUAUUAUAUGUAGGAAAAAAUCAAAAUAAGGAAACAGAAAUUUUGUCAAAUAUUCAUGGAUCUCAAGAUUAUACCAAAUUUUUAAGCAGUUUAGGAACUUUGAUUAAACUAAAAGAUUGCAAGAAUGUAUACACAGGAGGACUUGAUACAAAAUAUGAUACUGAUGGAGAUUAUGCAUAUUAUUGGCAAGAUGAUAUCACUCAAGUUAUAUUUCAUUGUGCAACUUUGAUGCCAACAAAUAUGAUUGAUGAUCCACAAUGUAAUCUUAAAAAACGACAUAUAGGAAACAAUUAUGUUACUAUUGUUUAUAAUGAUUCAGGAGAUACCUAUGCUUUUGACACUUUGCCAGGUCAUUUUAAUCUGAUUAACAUUGUGAUUUCACCACAUUCUUAUCAAGAUUUAUUUGAAUCAAAAAUGCCAUCAACAUCUAAUCAUAAAUUAUUUUAUAAAGUUGUAAUGCAGCGUCGUUCUGAUAUGCCAGAGAUAAGUCCAAUUACUGAAUUUAAAAUGAUAUCAGCAGUGUCACUAGCAUCUUUUGUUCGUGAAAUGGCAUUAAAUGCUAAUAUAUUUACACAAAUCUUCUUAAAGAGUAGAGUAGGUAAUAGAGAUGCAGAAUAUGUUUCUAACUGGAAGGGUCGUUUGAAACAAAUUAAAGGAGUCAAAGAACGUUUAUCUAAAAAAAAUUCAACAACUAAUGUUACUGGAGGAAAUGAUAGACAACAAUUUGAUAUUAAUUAUAGCAUUGAAAAUAAUUCCUUACUGGAGUCAGAAUAUGUUUUUGACUUUACUCAAUAUACCUAA